Lotus japonicus is the source of this 2464-nucleotide messenger RNA. RefSeq lists its product as uncharacterized. Gene Ontology annotation, cellular component: nucleus. NCBI's taxonomy places the organism in Eukaryota, Viridiplantae, Streptophyta, Magnoliopsida, Fabales, Fabaceae. The coding region runs from base 183 to 2246 and encodes 687 amino acids. Gene Ontology annotation, molecular function: zinc ion binding. The record is from RefSeq and is a predicted model, not a curated record. The transcript has 8 exons.
UGAUUUUUUUUAAUAACAGAGAAGAGCACAAUCCAAACGGUGCUUUUAAACGUGGAAAUCACGGUGGCCACUGCAACAGAAGCUGAAACUGCCGUUGCCAUUCACCACCACCACCACCUCCUUUGCUUCUACGUCACCACCUUGCUCCGAAAUCUGAAUCGAACUCACACAAUCAACAUUCCAUGGCUCAUGAUUCAGAGAAGAGGUUCCGCUCCAUCAUGAGCAAGCUCUUCCACCCUCCCAAUUCACCAUCCAAUCCUUCCCCUUCCACCCCCAGUUCAUCAUCUGGGGUACAACUAUCAGGGGGUAAGAAACGGCCUUACCAGUCAAUUGCUACAGGGGUGAUGGAGCUGAAUCGUAGAGGGGAUGUUGCUGAGGGGCAUCAGUCGUCCUCAGCUGACUCCCAAGGGCAGCUCUGUCGGCCGUGGGAUCGUGGUGAUUUAUUGAGGAGAUUGGCCACAUUCAAAUCUAUAUCAUGGUUUGCUAAACCCAAGAUAGUGAGUGCAGUAAAUUGUGCUAGAAGAGGUUGGAUCAAUGUGGACGUUGACACCAUAGCAUGUGAAGCAUGUGGUGCACGUCUUCUUUUUUCUACAUCAGCAUCUUGGAAUCAGCAGCAGGUGGAGAAGGCAGCCUUGGUCUUUAGCUUAAAGUUGGAUAGUGGACAUAAAUUACUUUGUCCAUGGAUUGACAAUGCCUGCAAUGAAACACUCGCAAGAUUUCCUCCUACAGCUCCUCCUGUAUUAGUUGACAAUUUCAGAGAACGAUGCUCUGCUCUCUUGCAACUGUCAGCUCUUCCUCGUGUUUCAUCUUCAGCAAUAGACUACAUGCAAAGCCCAUUUCUGGAGGACUUUCUUGGACAAUCUUUGAUGCUUGAGUGUGGAGAUGGAUCUGCCAAUAGUUCUGAGAUAGAAGUUAGUAGUCAAGCGGAACUGAAAUCGUAUUGUCAGGCUCAAAAGCUUAUAAGUUUAUCCGGUUGGAAACUUCGUUGUCUACCUUAUGUAGUUGAUUGCAAGGAUUUAUCAGAUCAAUCUCUUAAAAAGAAAACUAUCCAAGAAUGUUCCCAAGUAGUUGCUGAUGGGAAAAAUAAUAAUCUGAUUGUCUAUUCUGCUGGGACGGAUGAAAAUUCCAAGGAUUUUAAUUGGGAACAGAUAGAUCCCCAUUCUGCAGUUUUAGAUUGCACCUUAUGUGGAGCAACUGUUGGAUUGUGGGCAUUUAGUACACUUCCACGGCCCGUGGAAUCAAUCAGAUUAGUGGGAUAUGCAGAGGUGAAUGGUGAAAAGGAUUCUGUGACCCCCAAUUCAUUCAUUAGAAAUGAUCUUGAAAAUAGGCAGGGUGUAAAUAACAACAUGCCUGACAUUGCAAAUUCAUCAAAGGGUACACCUUCGAGUCUAAAUAUGACAAUUGCAGGGGGUCCUCCCCCAACAAAGCAGAACUUUAAAGCAAUAAUAUCUCUGCCUAUUAUUGGUCAGAAUUUAAGGACCCGUCUUUCUUAUGAUUCUGAUUUUAGAGAUCAUGUUUUUGUCGUUGGAGGUGAUAUUCAGUCCGAUUCACAGGAAGGGAUCAGAAUUCAGGAGACAAAUGAUAACACAGAUCCUACUGGACAACUUGUUCCUGUGACAUCUGAAAUCAGGAAAAUUCCAGGUUAUGAAACUGGUUCUCAAGCAAACAUUCAUGAUUCAGUUGUAGACAAUGUUAUGGAGGGCAUUGACUAUGCAGGACAACCUUCCGGUUCUAAGGAUAAGAUGCCUGCACACACAGAGACAGAUGGGUUGAAGUGUUCUUCAGCUGGACACCCUAGUAGCUUUAAGAAAGACUUGACAGAAGAUGAAGCACUUCCUGUUCCACAUAAGUCUUUGGAUAAGGAAGUAAGUAUAGUUGAAGCUUCUGGGGUCAAAGACAGAGUAGAGAAUCCCAUUAGCAGUGAAAAUGUGCAUAGUAGCUUAGGUAAGUUUAAGAGUCCAACAGGGUCUGAUAAAGCAAUAGAAUUCGACCCAAUCAGGCAGCAUAGACACUUCUGCCCCUGGAUCGCAUCGAUAGAUGGUGGCGAGCCUGGGUGGAAACAAACAUUAUCUGCUCUGUAUCAUCAGCAAAAACAUUUGCCUCAUUCACCAAACAGUUCUCCAACAUCUAUGUCCAUUAUAAAGGUAGAUGACCCUGUCGGUUCUGUUAGAAAGCUUUUCAUGUCUCCAUCAAAGAAAAGAGUGAAGCUCAAUCACAUUUCAGGCCACAAUGCAGAGCAUAGGUAGCUUAGGGCCUGGGUGAGAUGGUCCUAAUUCAAGAAGCCCCCCUCCUUACCGUAAACUAUUUUGUAUACUGCCAUUUUUCUUGACUUGUUAUUCCAUUUAAAAUCUCUGUAAGGUGUAAUUGUUGUAUCAAAAGUUCAUUUGGAUUUUCAUGACAUAACAUACCUGGAUCGAUCCCCUUCCUAAGAAAAGAAUAUAGUUUGUUGCACCUUGAUUUGACA